This is a messenger RNA of Vitrella brassicaformis, 631 nucleotides long. The record is from the annotation of a GenBank genome assembly. NCBI's taxonomy places the organism in Eukaryota, Vitrellaceae.
AUCUGCGUGUCUGCCUGUCUAUCUGUCUGCCUGUCUCUGUUUGCAUUCAAAUCCUCUCUCUCUCUGCUGGGGUUGAUCGGUCAGCCAAGGGCCAUAGGUGGGAACUCCUCCACCAGAGUGUAUGGACGCUGCAACAUAGACAUGUAUGCCCAUCGGGAGAUACGGAUGCCCAUCCGUGCUCAACACACUCCCUCACCGUAUCUCCCAGCCGCCGCACACCAUUGGGCGCCAGAAGGCAGUCAGAGGGAUUCUCAGGCAGGCUGAGCUUCAGCAGACUGAGCGAUGGAUGAGUGCCCGCCCGCCCUAGGAAGGUCUGAAACCGUUUCUUGUUUGCACUCGUCAUGAGCACAAUUCCUGCUGACUAAGUUUGUACACUCAUUCACAGAUAGAAUGUCAGAUGAAUAAGUCUCGGGCUGCAGCCCCAUCGCUCACCUGUAUGAGACACAUGACUUGGUGGGCUCCGCUGCCUGGCGGGAAGCUGGAGUGCAGGGUCGCGGUUGUGGAGAGGUGAGGGAGCAAACGGGCCUGGGCGUUGAUCGGGCCGCCUGAAAUUCUUUCCCUUUUCGCCAUGCAAUCCCGAGUCAUCUGUUGCAGCUGGGGCCAGGCCUGGAGCAGCUCGAAAUAGAGGAGU